Messenger RNA from Gasterosteus aculeatus aculeatus (three-spined stickleback), 3831 nucleotides. RefSeq names its product UDP-glucuronosyltransferase 3A1. Gene Ontology annotation, molecular function: glucuronosyltransferase activity. Gene Ontology annotation, cellular component: UDP-N-acetylglucosamine transferase complex. The record is from RefSeq and is a predicted model, not a curated record. Lineage: Eukaryota; Metazoa; Chordata; Actinopteri; Perciformes; Gasterosteidae.
UCGCUGCCACAAUGAUAACAUUGUCUAGGAUAACCUACAUGUCAAGCCUGACUUGCCAGCAACGGCCUGCCAGGGCGCCGGCAACCCCAUGUCAGUCCAUUCAGCAGCGGUAUGUCCUGGAAGGCCCUCUGUGUCGUCACGGCUCUCUGUCCACCAGUCACGUUAAUGUGCACGCAGCCUUGAGACAACUCCCGCUCACAUUUCCAUUUGUCUAAUUUGAUACGAGGGCUUGGGGAGCCACCCCCUCUGACCCACCUCCCCUUCUCCCCGUCCCUCCCAUCCAUGACCGCUGCAGGUCCGAGGCUGUCGGACCUCUCGGUGCCGGACUUGUAGAGGGAACAGAGUCACAUGUGUCGCAUAGACAAGUUGCUACCGGCAGACUUGCAUCCUGAGCCCACUGAGUGAUAAGGAACAAACGCCUUGAUGGCAGAGUUUUUACACUUGUUGCGUGACGAAGCAUGCCGGCAGCACAUUUUGUGUUUUUUCACCAUUGUCGACUCGACACUACGAGUAUUAAAUAUGCUCUUUUGCACAGACGCACACAAGAUCCAGAAGAAGACUUUCAGGAUUCAAUACGUGCACUGAAAAGAGGAUUUUAUCAAGAAUAUUUCACUUUUUCACUUUGGUAAUCCAGCAGGUUUAUUUUGUGUAAGAUUCUCAAUUUGUGUGGUUACAACUGCCCGAGUUACUCCUUGUAUGAGUGAUACAAACUCUCUUACACGGAAUCCAGUUUGGAACGAUUUUGGCAGGACUUGCAGGUCAGUGUGCGGUACGAACAACAACAUGGGGACCGUAUUCUGGAUGUUUUCUCUUCUGGCUUUUCCAGUGCUUGAGUCUGCCAAGAUCCUGACUGUCAGUCUGAUUGGAGGAAGCCACUACUUGUUGUUAGAUGAGAUUUCUAACAAUCUACACCAGCGCGGCCAUGAGGUCCGCAUGCUUCUGCAACUGGGAAACCCUGUUAUUACAGGGUUUUCCUAUGCAGGCCGCGCAGACAGUUACCAGAUGACCACCUGGUCCAUGGGAGAGGAUUACGUCACAGAGUACAACGGCUGGUUCAUGGAGCAACAAACACAGUUUUUGCUGGGAAGGGACAACUUUACCACCUUCCUAAACUUCAUGGGGCACCUGUCCUAUCAGUGUGACCGGCUGCUAGGGGACCAAGAGAUGAUGACUUUCCUCCAGAAGGAGCGCUACGACAUCACAAUCCUUGAUGCGUUCAACCCCUGCUCCUUCAUCCUGGCACGCAAACUCGGUAUCGACUACAUAGCUUUCCACCCCGGCACUCUGAACAGUCCUCUGUCCAUGGCGCUCCCCAGCCCGGUCUCCUACAUCCCGGUCUUUGGCUCCCAGCUCUCCGACCAAAUGAACACUUGGGGUCGAGCAAAGAACCUCUUUUAUUCUCUCUUAGCUCCCAUAGGCCAGGAACUUGUAUGGUCGACUUUUAGGGAAGUAGCCGAACGCCACUUUGAUUCUGACUCGCCCCCUGGAGGUCUGGAGGAGCUGCAUCAAGGAGCUGAACUAUGGGCCUUCAACACCGACUUCUCCCUGGAGUUCCCCCAGCCUCUCAUGCCCUACACUGUCCUGGUGGGAGGUCUGCUGAAUAAGCCGGCGCAGCCUCCAGAGCAGGACAUUGAGUUGUGGAUCUCCAAUUUUGGAGAGGCCGGUUUCGUUGUCGUGACUCUGGGAUCGAUGGUCUCUUCGGUCUCUGUGGACUCCCUGCUUGUAGAGCUGGUGGCGGGCUUCUCUAGGAUCCCUCAGGGGGUAAUCUGGAGGUAUGACCCAGAGCGAUGGCCGUCUCACCUGGACAGACCUCCCAACCUGAGGCUGAUGGACUGGUUGCCUCUCAAUGAUCUGCUGGGCCACAAAAAGGUGCGUGUCUUUGUCACCCACGGUGGACAAAACAGCCUGUUCCAGGCAGUGUAUCACGCUGUUCCUGUGCUGGGAAUCCCUCUUUUUGGGGACCAAUUUGAUAAUAUGGUGAGGGCUAAAACAAAGGGACUUGGCCUCACCAUCAAGCCCACGCACAUCACCAGGGAGCUGCUCAGCUCCACCAUCCAAACACUCUCGCAGGACAUCAGGUUCAAGUCUUCAGCUUUGUCCCUUAGCCGGAUCCACAAGUCCCAUCCUGUCCCCCCCGCCCUUCGACUCACCCAGUGGGUGGAGCACAUCCUGCAGAGUGGAGGUGGGGCUCAUUUAAGGCCGGCUUCGCUCACACAGCCGUGGUACCAGAGGUACCUGUUGGACUUGGUGCUCCUUCUCUCCCUGGGUCUUCUCGGGCCCGUAGUUAUCUGCUUGACUUGCUGGAAGAACAAGAACAGCAGGGACCAACACGAAAAGAUACAAUAGGUGGUCUGUACUAAGCGUUUCCUCCAGAGAACUUUAGAUGUAUGCCUCAGUUCUGUGUUACUCGUUUGUCUUGGACUUGAACAAUAUACCAAUAUGAGAACUUUUUAUGGCGACCCUCCAAAAGAGCAGUUAUUCAAUAAAUAAGCCAUGCUUCUUGUAACUGUUACUUAUAUUUCCACUCAUAAAUAGAAUAAAAUCAAUAACUGACAGGAGCCUCUCAUUUGGAUGUUGGAGACCUUGCGUUGGCACAAGCAACUGAGUCAAACGUCAGCAGACAAUAACCAAAAGCGUGAAAAAGAAGCCAUUCAAAUGCUUCUUGUUUGACAUUAUUUCUCUUCUCAUUCUCAGCAUUUCUUGUUAGAUUUUUAACAGUAUAUCCCAGUUUAAUUUGGUGUAAAAGAGCCUUAACGCCAAGUGCUGUGACCUUUCCCCUCCCAGCGCCAUCGCGUCUGCCAGACGUCUCGUCUGUUCUGCGGCGUCACAUUGUCCGAACACCUCGGUGCUGCUGUGACCUCUCCGUAGCACAUAGCAGCGCCCCAGCCAGGCAUUGCUUUAGUGCCGUCACGAGCCACAUUAGUGUAGACGGGUGUUAUCGUGUGCUCCUCUGCUGGUCUGGUUUGGGUGUAGGAAAGGUACUUCGUAGUCAUAGAACGUACACUUAUAUGUGUGUCUGCUGGCUCUUCAAUUAUCAACCACCUGCAAGUCUCAACUCUGACCCCCACACCCUCCGCUGGUGCUUUCCACUGAGUCUGCUUCCCAAUUUCUAAACAGCGAACAGCGAUGUUUCACGGUCAGCGCUCAAGCCCCAGCGGAGAGCAGACCAGGCCUUGUAGGACCCCCCCCAUCUCUUCCCACUCCUCACAUCUGUGUUGGGGUUAGCAGGGAGGGACAUAUAGAUCAGCAAGGAAAUAAUGACCAAUUAGGACGGCUUGUUCUCUGUCCAUUCAGCUGUGCAUUCUUCCAUCUCUUUCCCCCUGCACUUCAUUUGUCUGUUCAGCUGGCAGUUGCAGGUGCCAGUGAGUCUUCCCCGGUCUCGCACGCAAUCCAAAACAGACGGGGCAAAGCAUGGCGGGGCGGGGCGGCACCACUCUGAGAAAAAAAAAAAGGACAAGAGGCAAAUGAAAGGAAACUUUAAUGAAGCAGAAGAGGGACACAAUGAUGCUAAAUGGAACAUGGGAAAGUCACAGAGCAGAAACAAAGCGGAGAGAAACGGAGGUCAGAAGAAAUAAUGGUCCAAAUAGCAUUGAACAAAUCAGACAUUUGUAUUUCCUAUUAUGGUUUAAAUUGUCCUAAAUGAAUGGCUUAAAUUGUCAUGUCAUUUUUAUAUUUUUUUUACAAUCGUAUAUUUAAAAAAAUGUUUACUUCAGGUGCAGUGACCAGAAAGAUGAAUAAUUCAAAUCACAAUAAUGUAAUUGCAUCACAAGGACGUGUAAGCAUGUACAGAUUUUGGUCCUUGAAUAAAGCAGCAGUGACUUGAGCCACAAA